Molecule: messenger RNA, 1938 nt
Organism: Zophobas morio
Lineage: Eukaryota; Metazoa; Arthropoda; Insecta; Coleoptera; Tenebrionidae
Product: ribosome biogenesis protein bop1-like
Exons: 16
Coding region: 46-1938 (630 amino acids)
Biological process (GO): ribosome biogenesis; maturation of LSU-rRNA from tricistronic rRNA transcript (SSU-rRNA, 5.8S rRNA, LSU-rRNA)
Cellular component (GO): preribosome, large subunit precursor; PeBoW complex
Molecular function (GO): protein binding; ribonucleoprotein complex binding
Source: RefSeq, a predicted model, not a curated record
GUCGCGUAUUGAGAAAGAUAUGGAGAAAAACAAAAGACAGGAAAAAUGAAACUGUUAAUCGAACUUAGAGUCUCCAGUGAGUCGGAAGAUGAGUUUGUGGGUCAAAAUACGGUUGGCAAAAUUCCGAUGGAGUGGUAUCAAGAUUUCCCACAUAUAGGUUAUGAUGUUAACGGAAAGAAAAUUUUUAAACCUGCUUUUGGAGAUAAUUUGGAAAAGUUUCUUGAUUCUUUGGACAAUCCGGAUUUUGGACGUACUGUUUUAGAUAAGUUAAAUAUGAAAGAAAUAAUAUUGACUGACGAAGAAGUUGAGAUGGUUAGAAGAAUUCAGAGUGGAACUUUUGCUCACGCUGAUUUUAAUGAUCAACAACGAUUUGAGGAUAUCUGCUCUAAAGACGUUUCGAUUCAUCCAAUGACGAACGCACCUGAGCCGAAGAGGAGAUUCAUUCCUUCCAAACACGAGCAUCAGCGAAUCGCCAAACUUGUCCGUGCGAUUCGCCGCGGUUGGAUUGUGCCGAACGCACCAAAAGUGAAUAAGCCGCGAUGGUAUUCUCUUUGGAUCGACUCAGAUGUCCUUAGAGUUAAAAAAACUUCGCAUCUCACCGCGCCCAAACGGAAGCUACCAGGCCAUCAAGAAUCCUAUAACCCUCCUGAAGAAUAUUUGUUAACCGAUAAAGAACUGAAGAAAGUUGCAUUGAAGAAAAAUUUAAAAACUUUUAUUCCUCAUUCUUAUUCCUGCUUGCGGCAUGUUCCACGCUAUAACGAGUUUGUUAAAGAGCAGUUUGAACGGUGCCUCGACUUGUAUUUGUGCCCACGAACUCGAAAACUUCGAGUCCACGCCGAUCCCGAAAGUUUGAUCCCGAAACUUCCGUCUCCAAAAGAUCUACAGCCUUUUCCGUCCACGUGCGUGCUUGUGUAUAAAGGCCAUACCGGGGUUGUUCGCUCUGUUGCUGUGGAUCCAACAGGCCAAUAUUUAUAUUCUGGUUCUGAUGACUGCACCGUUAAAGUUUGGGAGCUUAUUAGUGGCCGUUGCUUGUUUACUUAUACAUUUAGUUCGCCUGUCGUCAAAGUUUCCUCUUCUCCUUCUCUUGCUAUAAACUUAUUAGCCGUGGCUGCUGGGACUGAACUAUACGUCAUUAAUACUAAAUUUAGCUCGAAAAAAGUUCGUAUCAACACGGAUCAGUUUUUAUCAACAGUAAUGAAUGAUUUAAACACACAAGCUCCUGUUAAAAAUGAGUCUUUCGUUCUGUGGAACGAACCGUCUAAUGAAGAGUUUUCCGAGGGCCAUCGCGUGCGGAUAUCUCAUGCCAGCCAAUUAAUGGACUUUUCAUGGCACUGUAAAGGCGACUAUUGCGUUACUGUUUCGAAACAUCGAGUGCCUGUUUUUAUACACCAAUUAAGUAAACGCCGUUCGCAAACUCCUUUUAUGAAACCUCCUGGACCCGUCCAGCGUGUGGCUUUUCAUCCUCUCAAACCUUUUCUUUUUGUUGCUACACAACGUUAUAUUCGCAUAUACAACUUAAUAAAACAUGAACUCCUAAAGAAACUACUCUCGCCUGCCAAAUGGCUCUCCUGUAUGGAUAUCCAUUCGGCUGGUGAUAAUAUUAUUGUUGGAAGUUACGAUAAACGUCUUUCUUGGUUUGACCUUGACUUGUCCUCGAAGCCUUAUAAAACUUUACGUUACCAUCACCAGGCCAUACGAGCAGUAGCCUAUCACCGGCGCUAUCCCCUUUUUGCCACUUGUAGUGAUGAUGGUUUUGUACACGUUUUUCACGGACGUGUUUUUAGUGAUCUUCUACAAAAUCCAUUAAUUGUACCUCUUAAGCGUUUAUGCUCUCCAAAGAACUUGAAAUCUUGCGCGUUAUACGAUGUUUCUUUUCAUCCUAAGCAACCGUGGAUUAUUGCCGCUGCUGCUGAUUCAACACUUCGACUUUAUACUUAA